Sceloporus undulatus (fence lizard) is the source of this 1396-nucleotide messenger RNA. RefSeq names its product T cell leukemia homeobox 1 (gene TLX1). The record is from RefSeq and is a predicted model, not a curated record. The coding region runs from base 1 to 972 and encodes 323 amino acids. The transcript has 3 exons. Gene Ontology annotation, cellular component: nucleus. Gene Ontology annotation, molecular function: RNA polymerase II cis-regulatory region sequence-specific DNA binding; DNA-binding transcription factor activity, RNA polymerase II-specific. Gene Ontology annotation, biological process: animal organ development; regulation of transcription by RNA polymerase II. NCBI's taxonomy places the organism in Eukaryota, Metazoa, Chordata, Lepidosauria, Squamata, Phrynosomatidae.
AUGGAUCACCUCGGGGCGCACCACCUCCACCCGAGCCACGCCGCCGAGCCCAUCAGCUUCGGGAUCGACCAGAUCCUCAACAGCCCGGACCAAGGGAGCAGCUGCAUGAUCUCCAACGCCCGGCUCCAGGAGGACUACGGCUUGGGGGGAUGCAGCGUGGUGAGCAGCGCUUACAACGCCAUGGCCGGGCACUACGGCUCGGCCUCGGGCGGCACCAACGCUGGGGGCGGCGGCGGCGGCGGCGGCGGCGGCUCCUCUUCCUCCUCCGUUGCCGCGGGUUACAACCCAGGCGGCGGGCCUUGCAGCAUGGCUUCUCUGGCGGGCUCUUACAACAUGAACCUGGGGGUCGGGCCCAUGAAUGGGAACCAUAAUAACGUCAACGCGGCCGGGGGGGUGAUCCGGGUGCCGGCCCAUCGGCCCCUUACGGGCGGCGUCCACCAGUCCCUGGCCACCGCCAUGCCCACCGUCCCUUCGGUGAACAACCUCACCGGGCUGACCUUCCCCUGGAUGGAGAGCAACAGGCGCUACACCAAGGACAGGUUCACAGGUCACCCCUACCAGAACCGGACGCCCCCCAAGAAGAAAAAGCCCCGCACCUCCUUCACCCGCCUCCAGAUCUGCGAGCUGGAGAAGCGCUUCCACCGGCAGAAGUACCUGGCCUCGGCCGAGAGGGCCGCCUUGGCCAAGGCCCUGAAGAUGACCGACGCCCAAGUCAAGACCUGGUUCCAGAACAGGAGGACCAAGUGGAGGCGACAGACUGCAGAGGAGAGGGAAGCUGAGAGGCAGCAAGCCAAUCGCAUCCUCAUGCAGCUCCAGCAAGAGGCCUUUCAGAAAACCAUCAACCAGCCCAUCCAAGCAGACCCCAUCUGUGUUCACAACUCCUCCCUCUUUGCCCUCCAGAAUCUCCAGCCAUGGUCAGAUGACUCUACUAAGAUUACCAGCGUUACUUCUGUAGCAUCAGCCUGUGAGUGAAAUCUGGAUUUUGCCUAUGCAUGGACCUACUGUGUUACAAGUUGGCUGGCUUUCUUCCACAAAAUUGGUAGAAGAUAGCAUUGUCCAGAAAAGGAAUGAACCAGUGACUGGACAAUGCUCUGGGCAAGCUAGUGCUGUCUUAGUGAGCAACAGGCCCAUAUGGAGACCUGUUGGAGUAUUUUAAUUAAAGUCAUCACUUUCAUUUCUUCUUCAUCAUCUUCUUUGAGCUUCAAAGACCAGAUAAAAACCAUGCCGGGUCUUUUAAAGACACUUGUAAAGAGAAAACAGGCUGUUGUCUUUUUCGGACUUUUCCAAGAGUGAUGUUAUUCCGUUUGCUGAUGGCAUAAGAUUUGUUCCCUCAUAUACAGAUUUUAGACUGAUUCUUUUUUAAGUAAAAGAACUCAUUCAUAUAAGAAUUGGAAGA